Messenger RNA from Amaranthus tricolor (Joseph's coat), 1303 nucleotides. Its product is annotated as V-type proton ATPase subunit D-like. Gene Ontology annotation, cellular component: vacuolar membrane; proton-transporting V-type ATPase complex. Lineage: Eukaryota; Viridiplantae; Streptophyta; Magnoliopsida; Caryophyllales; Amaranthaceae. Bases 218 to 1000 code for a protein of 260 amino acids. The record is from RefSeq and is a predicted model, not a curated record. The transcript has 2 exons. Gene Ontology annotation, molecular function: proton-transporting ATPase activity, rotational mechanism.
AAUUGAAAUGAAUUAAUCAUGGAGCUUAAUCCAUUCCCAUAAAAUAAUGAUGUAAUUUCAAACAAAAAAAAAAAAAAAAAAAAAAACACCAUCAAACAGCAAAAAUACGAAACUUCAUGAUUUUGUCUUCUAAUUUCUGAAUCACAACUCUGAUCUUUUCACGUUUACCCGACGGUCACACCAAACUACUCAAGGUUAAAUAUUUGUAAGUGUCGAGAUGUCGGGCCAGGGACAGCGUCUAACUGUUACACCAACAGUUACAGUGCUUGGGGUCAUAAAAGCUCGUCUUGUUGGUGCUACAAGAGGACAUGCCCUUUUGAAGAAGAAGAGUGAUGCUUUAACGGUUCAGUUUCGUUCAAUUCUAAAAAAGAUAGUUUCUACUAAGGAAUCUAUGGGAGAUAUAAUGAAAACUUCAGCCUUUUCCUUAACCGAAGCCAAAUAUGUUGCAGGGGAGAAUAUCAAACAUGUUGUAUUAGAAAAUGUCCAAAAUGCAUCCCUUAAGGUUCGUUCUCGGCAAGAAAAUGUCGCUGGGGUAAAGCUCCCUAAGUUUGAGUACUUUACUGAGGGAGAAACCAAAAAUGAUCUGACUGGAUUGGCUAGAGGUGGGCAGCAAGUGCAGCAGUGUCGUGGUGCCUAUGUAAAGGCUAUUGAGGUUCUUGUUGAACUAGCUUCUCUUCAGACGUCGUUUUUGACCCUUGAUGAGGCUAUCAAGACUACAAACCGUAGGGUGAAUGCCUUGGAAAAUGUCGUGAAACCGAAGUUGGAAAACACUAUUACUUACAUCAAGGGAGAGUUGGAUGAGCUGGAAAGAGAGGACUUUUUCAGGUUGAAGAAAGUACAGGGUUACAAGAAGAAGGAGAUUGAAAAACAACUUGCAGCUGCAAAGCUGUUUGCAGAGGAGCAGGUUGCGGAAAAGGUUUCUUUGCAGCGAGGAAUAUCAAUCAAUGCAGCUCAUAAUUUGUUGGCUGGAUCACAGCAAGACGACGACAUUAUCUUUUAAUGCUAAGGUUAGUCUGCUCAGUUUCUAUCUUGCGGCUGUGUGGUUUGAGGUGGAUUUCCGUUGUGGAACAAAAAUCUUAUUCUUUAGUGUUAGUAGCUUGUAUGUCUCAAUAAAAGCAUUUGACAAUCACUUUCUUGAAUCAUUCUGAAUUAUCUUUUGGAAAUAUCCCCUCGAUGAAAUUGGGAUUCACACUUUGUUGUGAAUCAUUGUGAAGGCUUUUAUAUAUCGUCUAUUCGUUGUUUGCUAAAGAGAGUAUAAGACAGGAGCUUGUCAUAGCACUGUUUAAGUAUAACUUUCUUUAUC